AUGGCUUCACAACAGUUCCUUACCGACGAAGAAAUCAAGAAAUUUAUUGACGACCUCGAUCACGACAAGGAUGGCAAUGUCGACUAUUGGGAAUUGGAACGCAAGUUGGAUCAAGUACACAAGGAGAUAGCACCCAAAGCGCAACCGCACAACCUACACCAUGGAUCUCGGGGCGAUGAAGCUCGACAUGCAUUUCUCAGACAUGUCAUUGGAACGCGAGAAGACCACAUCAACCGGGACACCUUCGCAAGGACUGUGAAGACUUGGGAGAUACCAUCAUUGGAGCAAGAUCGAAAGGAAGCAAAGGACGAGGACGACUACCUAAAGCAAGUGUCCAUGUACCGACGUGCGCGUGCGUACUGGGCCGUGAAAGGGCCUGAAAUCAUGUUUCUCGCUCUGGUCCUCCUCUUGAUGAUCGGUUUUGGCGUUUGGCAGUUUGUCAAAUACCUUACCUUUGAUCAGUAUACGCCUGCGUUCGGAUGGGGAGCUGUCUUAUCCAAGACAUGUGCUGGCGUGCUGUACCCAACCUUCUUCUUCCUCAUUUUGUCCAUGUCAAGAUGGCUCUCGACAUUCCUUCGGCGCUUCUACUUCAUCUCUAGGUUCAUCAACUGGGAUCUGUCGCAGAGUUUCCACAUCAAGAUGUCCAUCGUCGCAUUAGUGUUUGCAACACUACACGCUAUCGGUCAUCUCAGCGGCUCUUUCGUUUUUGGAAGUAUGGCUAGUCGGCAGGGCGCAGUUGCCAAUGUCAUUGGACAGGACGCAGUGCCCCGCUCGUAUACUGACUACCUUCGAUCAUUGCCAGGAUGGACCGGACUCACAUCCCUCGGCUUGUUCUAUCUCCUCGCAUUGAUGAGCAUGCCUCAGAUACGAAAAUGGAGCUACGAGGUUUUCCAACUGGCUCAUCUGCUCAUGUUCCCUAUCAUUGGCUUCAUGAUGGCGCACGGUACCGCGCAUCUGCUGCAGUGGCCCAUGUUCGGCUACUGGCUCGCUUUCCCUACACUCAUGGUUCUAUUUGAACGUGUUUGGCGCUUGAUCUUAAGCUUUCGUCCUAUUCUUGCAGAUCUAGAAUUAUUAGAUGAUGAGACUGUCGCAAUCACUGCGCAGGUACCUAAGACUCGUCCCUGGGACUACAAAGCUGGCCAGUACGUCUUCGUACAGGUCCCGCAGCUGUCCAGAUUUCAGUGGCACCCAUUUACUGUCUCAACUUGCAUCAACAACACCAUGCAGGUCCAUAUCAAGGCUGAUGGCGACUGGACAAAUUCGCUUCGUGAUUUGGCUAAGGAAGGAGGACGAACGACGAUCAAGAUCGGUCUUGACGGACCGUUUGGCGCACCCGCUCAGCGGUUCUACGACUUCGAAUACAGUAUGGUCUUUGGUGCCGGUAUUGGCAUAACGCCUUUCUCUGGUGUGCUUACAGAUCUCCAAUACCAUGAGCUCGAGCGUGUCAAAUCUAGGCAAUCACCAGAAUCGUCCGACGAAACCCCCCGAGAGCAUUCACCGUAUACAAACCAUCGCCGAGUCGACCUACAUUGGAUGGUGCGCGACAAGAAUAACCUCCUGUGGUUCUCUGAUCUUCUAAAUGAGGUCUUUCGUCAAAGAUCGGAUGGCCAAGACCUCGACAUCCGUAUUAACACCUACGUGACUCAGAAACGCAAGCAAAUAUCCCAACACGUAUUCCGUUGGUUGCUCGAGAAGCACCGAACGGAUGACCAUCCGCAGUCGCCCAUCACUGGUCUCGUCAACCCAACACAUUUCGGACGCCCGGACAUUCGGGGAAUCAUGGAGGCUCACUAUGACGAUAUGAGCAAAGUUCUGGCGGAUCGAUUGAAUGAGAAAGAUGGCAACAAAGACGAUGAGAUUAAGAUCGGUGUUUUCUUCUGCGGGCCACCUGUCAUCGGUCAACAGAUUGCCGACCAAUGUAGUGUGUUGACUGCAAGGGCACGGAACGAAGAUAGGAAGCUUGAGUACCGGUUUAUGAUUGAGGUUUUUGGUUAG
Alternaria atra is the source of this 1995-nucleotide messenger RNA. RefSeq lists its product as uncharacterized. Gene Ontology annotation, molecular function: superoxide-generating NAD(P)H oxidase activity; calcium ion binding. Bases 1 to 1995 code for a protein of 664 amino acids. Gene Ontology annotation, biological process: defense response; superoxide anion generation. Lineage: Eukaryota; Fungi; Ascomycota; Dothideomycetes; Pleosporales; Pleosporaceae. Gene Ontology annotation, cellular component: plasma membrane; NADPH oxidase complex. The transcript is spliced from 2 exons. The record is from RefSeq and is a predicted model, not a curated record.